Molecule: messenger RNA, 2336 nt
Organism: Harmonia axyridis
Lineage: Eukaryota; Metazoa; Arthropoda; Insecta; Coleoptera; Coccinellidae
Product: rho GTPase-activating protein 8-like
Exons: 8
Coding region: 147-1556 (469 amino acids)
Biological process (GO): negative regulation of endocytic recycling; small GTPase-mediated signal transduction
Cellular component (GO): cytoplasm
Molecular function (GO): GTPase activator activity
Source: RefSeq, a predicted model, not a curated record
AGAAUAAUUUGAUAUACUUAUGUAUAAACAGUGUUUAUUUUUUGAAUUUUCUUGUAAGAAAAAGUUUUUUCAUUGUAGUAGUGCCAAAUACAAUACAUAUAUUACUUAUGAAACUGUAAUGAUAUGAUGUAAAACACGUCUUAAACAUGGAUACUAAUAAAAUUCCAAAAUUAAAUCUGGUUUCAGGUGCAAAUCUGGAAGAUGAACCUUAUCCAAGUUUGUCGGAUUAUCACGAUUAUGAACCAAAUUUAGAGUUUGAUGAUACAGAAUUACACCAAAGUCCUGAUAUUGCUCAAAGCAUUGAAUUCAUCGAAAUAGAAUCAUGUGAAACUUCUCCCGUUGAAGAUUUUCCAGAAGAGAAUUUCGAUGAACUAGUUGAAGCAGGUGAAGAAAAUUCCUACAGUUUGAUGUAUUGUCCUUCAUAUCCCGCAGUUGAUGAUCCCUCUAUUGAUAAAUAUGCUGAUAUUGCCAAAUAUGGUAUUGUAGAUGUCAAGGGGGAUGAUGCUGUUGGAAGGAAAAUCAUUGUAGUAUAUGCUUGUAAAUUACCCCCAGUUAAAGAAAUCAAUCACAGUUUGCUCCUAAGUUACUUAAUCUACACCUUGGAUAAAUAUGUGGAACAGGAUUAUAGUUUGAUUUAUUUUCACUAUGGUCUCAGCAGUAAGAAUAAACCAUCACUCAGUUGGAUAGUUCAGGUGUAUAAAGCAUUUGAUAGAAAGUACAAGAAGAAUCUCAAAGCUUUAUAUUUAGUACAUCCUACUAAUUUCUUGAAAAUUGUGUCUCAGAUAUUUAGACCAUUGAUAUCUGCUAAAUUUGGAAGAAAGUUGAAUUAUAUAAAUACAUUAGCAGAACUCAAUGAAGAGAUACCCUUAGAUAAAUUGGACAUUCCUCAAGAAAUCAAAGAGCAUGAUAAAAAAAUAGGAGGUACAGGGGAUUUAACUUCUGCAUUGGAUAAUCUAUCCAUUGUCCCCAGUCUACCGACUCAGCAAUUUGGAAUAUCUCUCUCAGACAUCAAGAAAAAUUAUGGUUUGGUUAUAGCACCUGUUGUCAGACAAUGUGUGGAGUUUUUAGAUCAACCAGAUGCUCUUGAAACCGAGGGUUUGUUCAGACGAUCAGCUAAUGGUGUAAAAGUAAAACAUUUGAAGGAUUUAGCAAACUUGGGGAAACCUUUGAACUUUGAGGAUCCUCAUGAAGCAGCUGUAUUGUUAAAAACCUUCCUCAGAGAAUUGAAGGAACCAUUAUUGACAUAUGAAUUGUAUGAGGAAGUAAUGCAAUUUCAAUGCUGGAAUAAAGAUGAGGUAUUGAAGCAGGUGCAAGUUUUAAUAAUGGAAAAAUUGCCUGAGGAUAAUUAUAUAGUUCUGAAAUACAUCAUCAGCUUCUUAUCAAGAGUUAUGGAACGACAAGAUUUGAAUAAAAUGAACGCACAAAAUUUGGCAGUUGUGUUUGGUCCAAAUUUGGUAUGGUCUGAUAAUGUUUCUAUGUCACUGGUUGCCAUUGGGCCAAUCAAUAUGUUUACACAGUUCUUACUUCAACAGCAUAACAAAAUCUUCAUGAUCUAAUCCUGGAAAUAUGAAACGAUAUUCUGUGAUGAUAAUUUGCAUUUGUAAUAUUGUAGAAUUAUUGAAGAAAUAAUUUCUGUGAGAGUUGGGACCUUCCUUUAUGAGUAUGUCCAAUACUUCAUUAUUUUUUUAUAAUUGUUUGUAUUUUUUAGUGGGGUCAAGUUCAGUAAUGUGCAAGUUACAUGAAAAACUUAAUUUGUCAUAUAUGAAUCGAAUUAUUACUGAUGUGUUAACGCACCAUUCCAAAGAAUUAUAUUUUAAAAUUGAAACUAAUUAACCUAACAGUUUUAUUGUUUAAAAUUAUGGCUUGCAAUUCUGUUUUUGAUCACUUAUUUUUCUCAAUUUUUUUAUUAUCGAUAUUGAAACGAAUAACUGACUGAAAUAUAUAAUAACAUUAUCGAUAUAAAAUGUCAACAGGAAUGACUCUAGUCUAACAAAACGCAUAAUGAAUAGUAAGUGAGAGUGUGUUAAUCAGAGUUCAUUUUGUUGAAAAUUGUAAAAGAAUUUUCUCUAUAACUCACCGACUUCAGCUAUUCCUGUUAUUUAUGUAUACUUUUCAAGAAUGAACAGAUUGAAGUAGUACAUACACAGUGAAAAUUAUGGUAUGGCCUAAUGCUCUGAAAGAAAUCACACUUUAAGGUUCAGAAACUAUUUCAUGCCUGUUCAUCCAUAAUUGUGAAAAGUCUUCAAAAAUAUUAAUGUAAUACUAAAAACAUAUAUCAGUACCAUGUAGUUUUUUGUUAUACUGGAAAAAUAGAAUAAAUAUAUGAAUGUUAAUAA